GUAGGUGUGUUUCUUUCCGUGCAACAACAAAGUCCAGGCCUCAAAUCCCUCAAAUCAUCUCUUUGUUCCUGGUGAGAACAAAGAAUACGGAUACCCCUUAUCCUUGAGCCACCAAUCCCAAUUCAUUUUCCAAGUAUUACCAUUGCCCACUUCGUCUUUGUUAUGGUGGCUUCGCAGCCACGAGAUCUUACUCACAAAGCAUAUUACUUACCAAUUUCGAGUCAUCAUGUUCGAUCAACAUUGCCAUCAGCACGAUGUUUCUCUAUCUCUCACGUUUAAGAGCAACGCUCGAAACAUACUUUUUAAUCACGAUUUACCACUCGAAUAAUGGCAUCCAUCAACACAAAUCGUGAGACUGCCGGCCAGUUCUCCGACCUAAAGCGUCGCACUUUUGGUGUAGAAUGCGAAUUCAUCGGACUCAUUCCAACGAAGAGCCCCCUAGAUGCGACUCAAUACACUUGCGAGAUCCUGCAGAAAAAGGUCACACUGCCUUGUAAAAACAAGUGUGCGCAGGGCGUUCACAGCUGGUAUCUACCCGUUCAGGACGAGGCGUCGGAAAGUAAAGCCCCUGGAACCUCAGCAUUUUCAGCAUGGGACGUUCAAAAAGACAUAUCGAUCCAUCUCAGUGAUGGCGAGUACCUGGCGUAUAGGGGUGCUGAGGAAUUCACUGAUGUCGGUCAAGUGGAGCUUGUGUCUCGUGUGCUUAACUUUGACUCUCCCACACCAUGCGCACGCGGACAGAAGUACCCAUGUACUGGAGAGCUCUUCGAGUGGGAGUGGAGGGACGAACUACAGGCAAUCUUCGGCGCUUUGCGUGAAGGAUUCAAUAGGCCAGGGUACCGUGCCUUGAUCAAUGCUUCUACAGGGCUCCACGUUCAUCUUGAUAAUGGUUCUCUCGGCUUUCCUCUGGAUGUUGUCAAGGAUAUCACUGGCACCUUUAUCGCUUUGGAGCGAUGUUGCGAUUCGAUCAUGCCCCUGAGUCGUAUCAUAGGAUACUAUAAGCAACCGCUGUGUGGCAUGAACCAGAAGGGACUUACCUACCAUCCUGCAGAUCACGAGCACGAAUUUGGACAUGGGUAUCUUGAAUCGAUGACAGAAACCAUGCACAGGCAUAUUGAUGGCUUGAUCACCGAACAGUGAUGCUCCGUCAGCCUGGGCUACAGAGGUGGCAAAAGGAUGGGAUAUAGUAGAGCCUUCGAAAUGGUUCAAUAUCGCCCAGGAUAUCCCGGUACAAGGUACAUGGGACC
Aureobasidium subglaciale EXF-2481 is the source of this 1247-nucleotide messenger RNA. RefSeq lists its product as uncharacterized. Bases 328 to 1140 code for a protein of 270 amino acids. The transcript has a single exon. The record is from RefSeq and is a predicted model, not a curated record. Lineage: Eukaryota; Fungi; Ascomycota; Dothideomycetes; Dothideales; Saccotheciaceae.